CGAGAGUUAUCAACUCAAAGAUAAUUGUGAGAGAACACUCACGGCCCCUCAGGGAAGCCUUGGACAUUUGGGUCAUUGAGCUGUUUGUGUCACAUAUUUUUUUGGGAACGUUUCACUGGCUGUGAUGGCUGAUAGCCAGGCUGAUAGCUGUGAUGUUUUGUGCAGUACGGCCGAGCCGCUGCGAAGAGGCCUGGCGGUGCAUGAGCAAUUGCUACUUCGUGCUUGCUGCAGUGCCAGCCGCGAGGGUGUCAGUGGCACCUCUGUCUUUUGGGAAGAGGUGCUCAGCAACCGGCAAGCGCGCCACGCAAAGCGCGGUGCCUUGCUGCAUUGGGCAGAUUACAAAAGGUGGUUCCAACACACCUUGCUGGAAAGCCAAAAACUCCGCUUGCGGCGGCUCUUUCUCGCCCUGCGCCCGUCCGCGCGCAGCAUGAUGUUGCGCGACAGGGCUCAGAGUGAGCAGCAGCGGCAUGCCGAGCGUUUGGCGCUGCGGCAUGUGCAGCGCUCAGCACAGCGGUGCCUCAAGGAACUCGCGUUGCGCCUGGCAAGGCAGCGCAAGGCACUCCGAGUGCGAGACCGUCAGCUGCAGCGCCAGUGUUUCUCUGCCAUCACUGAAUGGCAAUUGCUGCGGCAGGCCUUCUAUUGCCUCGCUGGCAGGAGUGACGGCUCACCCUCGAGGUGGCCCGUGAGUGAGUGAGCCCGAAGGAAAUCGACUUUUGGAUCAGUGGGUUCUGGACCUUGAAAUCACGGGAUAAACACGAUUCUUCGGGAAGUUCCUGUGACAGUGAGGCUCUGAAGUCACUUUUUGCCCAGCUAGGGUUGGCAGCCAUGCUGCAGGGGACAGCCACGCUGCAGGCAGUCCCUGCCUUUUUGCAGCUUAGAAAGCCACCAUGGAAAAGACAUACCGGCUGGCCAAGGUAUAUAGGCUCAUAGGGUGACUUGUUA
This is a messenger RNA of Durusdinium trenchii, 942 nucleotides long. The record is from the annotation of a GenBank genome assembly. NCBI's taxonomy places the organism in Eukaryota, Dinophyceae, Suessiales, Symbiodiniaceae.